Triplophysa rosa is the source of this 6299-nucleotide messenger RNA. Its product is annotated as ADAMTS-like protein 1. Bases 203 to 4702 code for a protein of 1499 amino acids. Gene Ontology annotation, molecular function: metalloendopeptidase activity. The record is from RefSeq and is a predicted model, not a curated record. Gene Ontology annotation, biological process: extracellular matrix organization. The transcript has 26 exons. Lineage: Eukaryota; Metazoa; Chordata; Actinopteri; Cypriniformes; Nemacheilidae. Gene Ontology annotation, cellular component: extracellular matrix.
GGAGAGACCCUCGCUGACGCGCGCCUUGUAUGCAAACAUAAAUUUAGCGACAGCGUGUUCCUCGGGCACAAACAUUUGGAGGCAAAUAUGAUGGGGCACGUCUUUAUCGGAAGCUUUUUUGCCAAAGUCAGCAGAGAGAGCUAGACGCUUCCAGAGGCUGUUUGGCUCCGUUCUUUGCAGACCGCGAAGAAUUAAAGGAAAGAUGAAGAGAACUGCGCUGUUGAUUCUCAUACACUGCUUGUGUUGGUUUAAGGUCAGCAGUAACAGCGAUGCUGUCUUCAUCCGGGAAUUCACACUUACUCGCCACGAUGAUCUCCUGGACGACACGUCUCAUGAAGCACCGGGGGUGCACAAACCAGAAAAUUCUCGGACAGCACGUUCAGAAGAAGACAGGGAUACGCUUUGGGAUGCCUGGGGAACAUGGAGCGAAUGUUCUCGUACCUGUGGGGGCGGAGCUUCUUAUUCACUCAGACGCUGCCUCAGCUCCAAAACUUGUGAGGGACAGAAUAUCAAAUACCGCACGUGUAGCAACGUGGACUGCCCGCCAGAUUCAGAAGAUUUUCGUUCUCAGCAGUGCUCGGCUCACGCUGACGUCCGCUAUCAAGGUCGAUAUCACGAGUGGCUUCCUGUGGACAAUGACCCUGAAAACCCCUGUGCCCUCAAGUGCCGGGCUAAAGCCACAGGACAGGUUGUGGAGCUGGCACCUAAGGUGCUGGAUGGGACACGAUGCUACACGGAGUCCCUUGAUAUGUGCAUCAGCGGAGCAUGUCAGAUUGUCGGCUGUGAUCAUGAGUUAGGAAGCACGGCUAAAGAAGACAACUGUGGUGUGUGCAAUGGAGAUGGCUCCACAUGCCGACUAGUGAGGGGGCACUACAAAUCCCAGCAUGCCACAGGCAAGACUGAAGACACGGUGAUCAGCAUACCGUAUGGAAGUCGACACGUACGCCUGGUUCUCAAAGGCCCGGAUCACUUGUAUCUGGAGAGUAAGACUUUGCAAGGAGUGAAGGAUGAACUCGCUCUGGAUGAAACCAAGCAGUACGUGUUGGAGAAUACCACGGUGGACUUUCAAAAGCUUCCGGAUAAGGAGGUCUUGAGGAUAACCGGACCGCUCGGAGCCGACUUCAUUGUCAAAAUUAAAUACACAAACGGAGCGGACAGCGUGGUCCAGUUCAUCUUUUAUCAGCCCAUUAUGCAUCGCUGGAGAGAGACAGACUUCUUUCCAUGUUCGGUCACCUGCGGAGGCGGAUAUCAGCUGACGUCAGCAGAAUGUUAUGAUCUUCGCAGUAACCGUGUGGUAGUGGAUCAGUACUGCCACUUUUACCCUGAAAACAUCAAACCAAAACCCAAACUACAGGAGUGCAAUAUGGACCCAUGUCCUGCCAUUGAUGGCUACAAGCAGAUCAUGCCGUAUGACCUUUAUCACCCAUUACCACGGUGGGAGAGCAGCCCGUGGACGGCCUGUUCCACUUCCUGCGGGGGUGGAAUGCAAAGCCGCUCGGUUUCCUGUGUAGAGGAGGACAUGCAGGGCAACAUCAACCCCACAGAUGAGUGGAAGUGUCUGUAUGCAUCAAAGACACCAAUUCUACAGCCAUGCAACACCUUCGACUGUCCAACAUGGCUCGCACAGGAGUGGUCUCCGUGCACAGUAACAUGCGGACAGGGUCUGCGCUACAGAGUGGUCUUGUGUAUCGAUCACAGAGGUCUUCAUGCCGGAGGCUGCAAUCCCACAACUAAACCGCACAUUAAAGAAGAAUGCCUGGUCACAGUGCCCUGCUACAAACCCAUCGAGAAGCUUCCCGUAGAAGCAAAGCCACCGUGGUUCAAGCAAGCCAUCGAGCUGGAAGAAGAGACGGCCGUGUCUGAAGAACCCAUGUUUAUCAGAGGAGCGUGGUUUCCGUGCAGCAGAUCGUGUGGGGCUGGCACUCAGAGAAGAACCGUGAAGUGUCAGAUGAUGCUGUCCUUCUCGCAGACCAUCGAGGACCUGCCGGACGACGAGUGCGAGGGACAGAAACCCCCCGAGAGUCAGCCCUGUUACCGGACCCCGUGCCCUGGAGGUCGAGCGGAGGAGAUAGAAAUAACCCCCACUUCAGAGAGAGAAGAACUGCAUGACUGGGAAUACGAGGGCUUCACUGAAUGUUCAGCAACUUGUGCUGGUGGAAUGCAGGAGGCCGUUGUUAUUUGUCUCAAUAAACAGACCAGAGAGGCGGUGGAUGAGAAGAUGUGUGUUAGCGCACGCAGACCCCCGCAGCUCCUGCAGAGCUGUAACACUGAACCCUGUCCUCCCAGGUGGGAAACGGAGGCUUGGAGUUUCUGCUCGGCCACAUGUGGAGUCGGUCUCCAGACACGUGCCGUGACCUGUGUGUUGAGAACCGGAUCACACGGUAACCACACAGAGAAGGUUAAAGACGAGAACUGUCGACAACCCAAACCCAGCUCAUUCCAAGCCUGCAAUCGCUUCGACUGUCCGCCCACAUGGGAUGUGCAGGAAUGGAGUCAGUGUUCUCAUAGCUGUGGUGGUGGCGUUCAGAAGAGAGAGGUCAUCUGUAAGCAGCGCAUGGCGGACGGAAGUCUUCUUGAAUUACCCGAAACGUUUUGCCCCACACCGAGUUUACCCUCCGUUCAGCCCUGCGGCACAGUGGACUGCCCCGCUCAAUGGAUCUCCACAAACUGGACUCAGUGUUCUGCUACUUGUGGUGAAGGUACCAAGAGGUUGUUGGUGGUGUGUAAAGUGCUUGGAGAAAGAGGACAGUACAAAACGAUGGUUCCUGAUGCCUGUGUCGCUGUUCCCAAACCACCAACGGUCCGAUCUUGCUUCCUCGAACCAUGUGAAAAGAUUUUCAAGCCAGUAGCUGUGAAACCAGAUCCCACCAUCUUGGCUCAACGCAAGGUGUACAUACAGUGGAGAAAAGGCAAGAAGCUACACUUCGUGGUAGGCGGUUUUGCCUACUUAUUGCCUUGGACGUCCGUGGUGCUUCGCUGCCCCACCCGGCAUUUCCCCAAGGGUCACGUCCGCUGGCUGAAAGAUGGUAAACCUUUAGAAGUCACACCUCAUCUGUCGGUAUCUCACGUGGGUUAUGUCAAGAUUCAACAGCUCCGUGCUUCCGAUGCGGGGACGUACACAUGCGUGGCCGGCCGAGCUCAGGAGAACUUUGUCUUGAAGCUUAUUGGCAGCAAGCAGAAGCUCUCCAUGCCAGAAACAGACGUAUGGACCACAGAUGGAUUAAAAACUUUACCAAAAGUUCAACAAACCUCAUCUGCAUCGGAGGUCAAAGCUAAAGAGUUGUCGUCUUUUGACCGUUACGAUGAUAUCGUCCAGCAUUUACUAAACGUAAGGGAACUGUCGCUAGAGGAUGUGACCUCAAAGGAAUUACUAGAUUUUGUUGAAAAGAACAGCUCAAACCUGGAGGAAGAUGCGGUUUUGGAUUCUUCAAGUCCUCGGUUGUUAGUCACAGAUGUGUUGAGGUUUGAUGAGAUCAGACGCAAUCUUUCUGGAGCCGUCCAGGGAUUACGGAAAGAUGAGCUGAUCGCUCAGCUGCUCGACGAAUUUACGAAAAGCCACCGUGAGAAUAAUGAAUCCACACAAGAAAAUUCGCCGCACUCCCAGAAAAACAAACACAGACAGUCUUCCAACACCAGCAGGCAAUGGAGAGGACAACUCCAAAGCCCGGUUAUUUUGCAGAAGUCCUCCAGAGACCACAUUAGGAACACGAAUGAAAUCGUGGAGCAUGUUGGAGGUCUUAUUUUGGUAGCCGGACAGACUAGGAAAGUGGAAAUCAAAUGCCAAGCGCAGGGUAUCCCUGAGCCUGUGAUCUCGUGGUCGAAGGAUGGGAAGGUGCUAAGAAACAACAGCAGAGUAGGACUAAUGUCAGACGGGUCCCUGCAAAUUCAAGCUCCCGGUGAGACAGAUGCUGGACUCUACACGUGCACCGCUGCUAACAGUCUGGGCUCCGCCUCUUUGUCAUCUCACCUGCAAACUACAGGCAGUAGCUGUGUGAGCGAUGCUAGUGAAGGGUCGAACCGUUCUGCAUGCUCCAACAACACCAAUCUGCACAACUUUUGCCAUGGACAACAGUGCCCCCACAGGUGGCAGGUGUCCGCCUGGUCAUCGUGCUCUGUCAGUUGUGGAGGUGGGAUUCAGAGUCGCACUGUGACCUGUCACAGCGCUCCCGAGGGGUCGGUGGCUUGUACCGGGAAGAAGCCGGCAGUAACCAGACACUGUAACCUUCAACCCUGUGUUGGCUGGGCAAAAACUCCAUGGGGACCUUGCCAAGGUCACUGUGUUGGAUCACGUCAAGCUCUUCAAUAUAGACACGUGUUCUGUCAAGACAAGAACAGCACGACAGUGGCACAUCAGAUGUGCAGCGGUCAGCCGAGGCCUCCUUCACAGCGUAACUGCACGACGGAGGCGUGUGCUCUUCACUGGCGUGUCGGACCCUGGACUCAAUGCACCGCCACUUGUGGUCGUCACGGAUUCCAGUCGCGUCACGUCACUUGCAUUCACCGGCGGAGCGGGAAGCCUGCUCGCGAGUUCCACUGCGCUUGGAAACCUCGACCGCCCAGCUGGCAGCGAUGCAACAUCGUGUCCUGUGGAAGAGGUGAAUGUCGGGACAGCACCAGGUACUGUGAGAAGGUCCGACAGCUUGAGCUUUGCCCACUGCCCCAGUUUAAAUCACGCUGCUGUCAAUCAUGCCGAGACACUUGAGAUCUCAAUGCGAAGGACGGAGAGAUUUUAAGGAUACGAUGAGAUCACCUGAGCGUUCUUCCAAGUAACCCAACACGGGCCCUUGAGGACGGGGUUUGUGCUGGGUUAGGGUCACUGGGAUUGGUGAAUUCCAGACAUCAGCUCCGAUAAGCAGUCCUGUAAAGAAGACACAUAGGAGCACAAAUAUUUGAUGUUAAUAACAGACUUUGACCUUAUUUUGACUUCAGUGAAGGCUUUGAACUACAAGUUUUUUUUUUUUUUUACAUGUUGGCUAUUUCUUAUAGUCUGCAGAUGUGUGAGUUGUGUUAGUAUUCACUGGAUGAUGAAGACUCCCUCCAAGACACUGUCAGAUCAUGGAUUAGAAACUGGAGUUUUGUGCGUUUUAAAUGCUUCAACCACACCACUAGGCAGGAACAAGUAAAAAGAAGAUACUUUGAGAAAUGUCUCAGUGGUUUUGUGUUCUUACAGUGGAAGUCGAUGGGGGCCAGUGUUGUUUGGUUAGCAGCGUUCUUCAAAAUAUCUUCUUUUGUGUUCUGCAGAAGAAAGUAAGUCAUACAGGUUUGGAAUGACACGAGGGUGAGUUAAUGAUGAAAGAAUUUUUAUUUUUGGUGACCUGUCUCUUUAAAUCCAUAGUGUUCCUUUGCAGUAGAAAUCAAAAUUUGCUGAAUGCGCCAAGCCCACAUUAGUAGCAAAAUAUGACUGCUUUCAAAAAAAUAACAAUGAGCUCAUGAAGAUAUUCUGUGCGGAUGAACCCAUCAAUGUUUACAGACACAGUUCCAGAGGUUAAAGUGAGGUUUUAUAAAUACAGACAUGACAGCAUCUUAAGAAACCCUCCAAAGCGCCAACUGGUUUUGUCUUCUGUUACGUGUAUACUUGUGUAUUAUAUUUGUUGGGAAUUUGUCACAUUGCCCUGUAGUUAUUAGAUUUCACUGGAGAGAAAAAUGGAAAAAAGUUUUGCACUUGAUAUUUUCCAGGUCCAUGGUAAUAAGGAGGCUUGAUUUACAUUCUCAGACCAUUGGUUUCUGUCUUUGGUAACGUGUCGAUGCAGCUUUAACCACUGUCAGAUGUGCAUGGUUUUGUAUAUACUCUCUUAAAUUAAUUUUUCUCAAAAGCGACCAUUUGAUCAUUUUUAAAAAGAAAAUAAGAAAAACGAUGGGAAAUGCUUGGACAUGAUUAAGUGCUGUCACUUAUUCAACACAACCCCUGUAAGUACUUAUGUAUUUAAGCAAAUAUAAAAAUACGUCUUGAACAUAUGAUUGUAUGUUUUUUUGGAGGUUUUAUUCUUUAAAUUGUAUUUUAUUUUAAAACAGUGAUGAGCUGUCUUCAGUUAGUAUUUAUUAAUUUCUGUAAGUGCAAUUUUUUUCUGUAAAUGAAAACAAUCCAGAUGUAGUUUUUAUGAACAUUAGGUUUGUUUCUGUUAUACUGUAAAAGAAUCAAUGCAUGCAAUAGUGUUCAUAUCUAAUGCUCUGGUUCUCAUUGUUAGUAGAUCAUCUUCAAAUGAAUAAAGUGGAAUACAUUCCGUACAUCUAGUCAUGCAUCGUUAAUGUAAUUCACAUUAUAAAAGGGCUGAUUGUUCAUUCGCUUUCUGAUUACAUAU